AUGUCACUUGUACGCGCAGUACGGCAUAGGGUAUCUGGCCCCAAGAAAAACAAAGGGGCCGAGAUAGAGAAUCAUGCCCUAAGAGCCGGUGCCCGUGCAAAGGUUUUCAGUGACGGAGGGUCGGGCUCAAGACUUCCGGGAUCGAACGACAGUUUGCAGCGCCGUGCCCUGGUCGACUCCGGAAAUGUGAUGGGUGGCGAUGGUGGGAAAGCAACGGCUAAAAAAACAGUAUUUAAGAAAAAAGUUUUGAAUGGGGUGAUCCACGUCCCAGUUCACAAACGUAGCACAAGAAAGGCAACUCCUGCAGCUGCUGUAAGGCGAAAGUCUGGAUCGCAGCAGCAUGUGUUCAGCGUCUCCCCUCCACCCCAAGCUCUGCCACCAGUGGAGCCGAUGGAUUUAGACGAUUUGGAGGAUACUAUCCAUCACAUGUUGAUUCGUGUGCCACCUGGAGUGGUUGACAUCGACGCUAACGAGGACUGCUUCCUGUGCCCAGAGUACGCCGAAGAUGUGUUCAUAUACUCUCAGUGUUUGGAACAAAAAUGGCUUCUUCCCAUUGAUUUCCUAACCGGAAAAGAAGUCACUGCGCACAUGCGCUCUGUGUUGGUGGACUGGCUUAUCCUUGUUCAGGAUCACCUGGAUCUUCUACAGAAGACUCUACACAUGACAAUAGCCUUGAUCGAUCGCUUCCUGGACCGAGAGGUCGUGGAGCUGAACAAUCUCCAACUACUCGGUAUCACAUGCCUGUUCAUUGCAUCAAAGUAUCACGAACGCUUCAGUCCAGAGCUCAGCGUGCUAGUCCAUCUCACAGACAAUACCUACACGCCCAGAGAAAUCAUAAUGAUGGAACGAUACGUGCUGCGAGUCCUCAGAUUCGAUCUCAGUUUUCCCAGCGCCAUCUUCUUCCUGGAUCGAUUACUGUUGGCGGAGAAUCACACAGACAAGAUCGAGACCACAGCGAAAUACCUGCUGGAUUUGACUCUACUCAGCAUUCACCAGAUCCAAUUCCCGCCGUCAAUGCGAGCCGCAAGUGCUCUCUUCAUGGCCCGUCAAAUCUGGGAUCAGCCAGGAUGGACUCUAGGAAUGGCCUACUACAGCAAGUACUCGCAAAGAGACCUUCGGUCAUGUAUGGAGCACAUGGCCCGGACGCUGUCAAAAGCAUCGGUCUCGAAACACCAGGGUGCCCGGACAAAGUACUCCAGUGUAUCGCGCCAUGGAAACAUCAGCCACAACCCCCGUCUGAUGGACGUGGUGCUUCAUUUCUGA
This is a messenger RNA of Liolophura sinensis, 1263 nucleotides long. Its product is annotated as G2/mitotic-specific cyclin-B2-like. Gene Ontology annotation, molecular function: cyclin-dependent protein serine/threonine kinase regulator activity. The coding region runs from base 1 to 1263 and encodes 420 amino acids. NCBI's taxonomy places the organism in Eukaryota, Metazoa, Mollusca, Polyplacophora, Chitonida, Chitonidae. The record is from RefSeq and is a predicted model, not a curated record. The transcript is spliced from 9 exons. Gene Ontology annotation, biological process: mitotic cell cycle phase transition.